AUGGAGAACCAAGAUCAAGGACCGUGGGAGGUCUCCGAGGACUCCUGCUACGUUGCCCUUACCUACCAUCUCCUCGACGCUUCAGCCAUCAUGAACCGAGUCCGCUCACCACAAGCCGGCGCCAUCGUCCUCUUCUCUGGCACGACACGCGACACAUUCGGCGACAAACCCGUCAAAGAGCUGCAGUACAGCGCCUACACGCCGCUUGCCCUCCGCACCAUGAUGUUCAUCGCCAAGGCCAUCGUCGAGAAGCACAGCUUGAAAGGCUUCGCCAUGAUUCACCGCUUGGGAACAGUCCCCAUCGGCGAGGAGAGCAUCUUGAUUGCGGUGUCGUCACCGCAUAGACAGGCUGCGUGGAGGGCUGGUGAGGAGGCGUUGGAGGAGUGCAAGGCCAAGGUCGAGGUAUGGAAGCGGGAGGAGUUCCAUGGCGAAGAGGGCGUGUGGAGGGCGAAUCGAGAUGGUAUUGCUGGGCAGAAAGAGACUGUUGGGGAUCGAAGCCAUCCAGAAAGCUCUAGUCCAGCUCAAACAUGA
Messenger RNA from Colletotrichum abscissum, 531 nucleotides. RefSeq lists its product as uncharacterized. Gene Ontology annotation, molecular function: molybdopterin synthase activity. Gene Ontology annotation, biological process: Mo-molybdopterin cofactor biosynthetic process. Gene Ontology annotation, cellular component: cytosol. NCBI's taxonomy places the organism in Eukaryota, Fungi, Ascomycota, Sordariomycetes, Glomerellales, Glomerellaceae. The transcript has a single exon. The record is from RefSeq and is a predicted model, not a curated record. The coding region runs from base 1 to 531 and encodes 176 amino acids.